This is a messenger RNA of Psammomys obesus (fat sand rat), 2698 nucleotides long. RefSeq names its product STEAP3 metalloreductase (gene Steap3). The transcript is spliced from 5 exons. Gene Ontology annotation, molecular function: cupric reductase (NADH) activity; ferric-chelate reductase (NADPH) activity. NCBI's taxonomy places the organism in Eukaryota, Metazoa, Chordata, Mammalia, Rodentia, Muridae. Gene Ontology annotation, biological process: copper ion import. Gene Ontology annotation, cellular component: plasma membrane; endosome. The record is from RefSeq and is a predicted model, not a curated record. Bases 69 to 1535 code for a protein of 488 amino acids.
GCCAAGCCACCGCCUCCCGCCCGCGACCUGCAGCUGCUGAGGCUCUCCAAGCGGCUGGCCGCCAAGCAAUGUCGGGGGAGAUGGACAAGCCGCUCAUCAGUCGCCGCCUGGUGGACAGCGAUGGCAGUCUGGCUGAGGUCCCCAACGAGGCCCCCAAAGUGGGCAUCCUGGGCAGUGGGGAUUUUGCCCGCUCCCUGGCCACACGCCUGGUGGGCUCCGGCUUCCGUGUGGUGGUGGGGAGCCGUAAUCCCAAACGCACAGCUGGCCUCUUUCCCUUCUCAGCCCAAGUGACUUUCCAGGAGGAGGCUGUGAGCUCUGCAGAGGUCAUCUUUGUAGCCAUGUUCCGGGAGCACUAUUCCUCGCUGUGCAGUCUUGGUGACAAGCUGGCUGGCAAGAUCCUGGUGGAUGUGAGCAACCCCACAGAGAGGGAGCAUCUUCGGCACCACCAGUCAAACGCUGAGUACCUAGCCUCACUCUUCCCUGCUUGCACUGUGGUCAAGGCCUUCAACGUCAUCUCUGCAUGGGCCUUGCAGGCUGGCCCAAAGGAUGGGAACAGGCAGGUGCUUGUCUGCAGUGACCAGCUAGAAGCCAAGCACACCAUCUCGGAGAUGGCACGUGUCAUGGGUUUCACACCCCUGGACAUGGGCUCCCUGGCCUCAGCCCGGGAGGUAGAAGCCAUACCCCUGCGCCUCCUUCCCUCCUGGAAGGUGCCCACCCUGCUGGCCCUGGGCCUCUUUGUGUGCUUCUAUGCCUACAACUUCAUCCGGGACGUACUGCAGCCCUACGUGCGGAAGAACGAGAACAAGUUCUACAAGAUGCCCUUGUCUGUGGUCAACACCACUCUGCCCUGUGUGGCUUACGUGCUGCUGUCCCUGGUGUACCUGCCCGGUGUGCUGGCAGCCGUCCUUCAGCUGAAGAGGGGGACCAAGUACCAGCGCUUCCCAGACUGGCUGGACCACUGGCUGCAGCAUCGCAAGCAGAUUGGGCUGCUCAGCUUCUUCUGCGCGAUGCUGCACGCCCUCUACAGUGUGUGCCUACCGCUACGCCGCUCGCACCGCUACGACCUGGUCAACCUGGCUGUGAAGCAGGUCUUGGCCAACAAGAGCCGCCUCUGGGUUGAGGAAGAAGUUUGGCGAAUGGAGAUAUACCUGUCCCUGGGUGUGCUGGCCUUGGGCAUGCUGUCACUGCUGGCUGUUACCUCACUUCCAUCCAUAGCCAACACACUCAACUGGAGGGAAUUCAGCUUCGUGCAGUCUACGCUGGGCUUCGUUGCCCUGAUGCUGAGCACGAUGCACACGCUCACCUACGGCUGGACUCGGGCCUUGGAGGAAAGCCACUACAAGUUCUACCUGCCGCCCACAUUCACGCUCACCCUGUUCCUGCCCUGUGUGAUCAUCCUGGCCAAGGGCCUCUUCCUCCUGCCCUGCCUCAGCCGCAGACUCGCCAGGAUCCGCAGGGGCUGGGAGAGAGACACUGCUGUCAAGUUCACCCUGCCCUCCGACCACUCACAGGCAGAGAAGACGAGCCACGUGUGAGGCCCUGGAAAUGGAAACAGGCAUAGCUUGUGGGGCCCUGAGCUGGGUUCAGGUCUCUUUUCUGGACUCUGCACAAUGGCGUGAUGAUAUAUGCAUGGGUGGUUGAGAUCCGAAUAUGCCGUGAUAUUCAGAAUGACACACCACACGUGUGAUAUGUAUUCACAUAUAUUUCAUAUAUAAUAGGAUUUGCUGUUAUUCUUACCUAGCUAAGAAGGUGGGUCCCUCUAUUUCAACGCAGGCAUUUCAAAGGAACUGCCACACACGAAACAGCAGACCCCAGCCUUGUGACAUUUGCAGAGGCAGACAGUCUCAGUAUAGGAGAGACUAUAUUUUGUUGGGUUCUACCCUUUAAUCCCCAUUCUCUAUGCUGGAGUUGGUGCAGAGCUGGGCCAAGUGCAGGCCAGGUGCAGCCUACCCCCAUCCCAGGGCUGAGAAGGGGCCCCGAGUAAACAGUGGGGCCAGGUCUGGACCCCGCUGCUGCUUCCCUGGGCAUGUACAGGGAGCCUUAGCAGGAUGUCCUGGGAUCUGCAGGAGCUUUUGCAGUCUAUCCUUUCCCUGGGGAAGGGUUUGAAGCCCCAUUCCAUCCUAGCUGAGCUGAGGAGAUUGUCCCUCCUUUAGAAUUCCUGCUAGAGUCACCAAGGAGCCUGCAAAUUGAUCCUUCUGCGAAGGUGUGAAGUCACCUCCUCCCCAGAGCCAUUAAUGAACCUGAUCUUCAGAAAGAGUGUAAUUGUUUUCCCUCCAUUAGGUUGAUGGUGACCCUCCUUUAAACCACUGUGCCUUCUCGCCUUUCCCACCAUUAACAUGGGCAUCUCCCUGGAAGGCUUGUCAGAGCAGCUCAAGGGGGAGGGACGCAUCAGAGCUUGCAGAGAAUGAACAGCAAGCCCUCCCCUUGGGUGUGGCCCAAGCCUGGGGGACUUGCCUUUGCUAAACUGGCCCCCUUUGGAUUUACCCUGUUGCCUGUGUGCAGAGAGCCUACCUUCUGGGCACCCAGAAACCAUCUUUGCCUCAUGCUCAUCCUCAGGGGGUCCACAGCCUCCCACCCAUGCUUUUUCCUCCCUCCCUCCCUAGCAGUUACAAUCAACCGCAGAAGUCUGCAAAUAUUGUUAUCUUUUUUAAUUCUUAAAGAGACCACAACCUUGUUUUAUUACAAUACUUAUAUUGUC